CAUGCGCUGUGAGCCGCCUGUCUGUGUGGAUGAUUCGGCCUGAAGCAGCCAUGGCUCGGUUCCGUGUCUUCAUCCUGCUGCCGGUCAUUUUUCAGUCCGUGGCUUCAAUUUCGUUCUUUCUGCCGAUCAGGACGCGGAAAUGUCUGAAGGAGGAGAUCCAUAAAGACAUCCUGGUGACCGGGGAGUACGAGAUCAGCGAGCAGGCUAACAGCAAAGUGAACCUGAAGAUCACAGACUCGUCCGGUCACAUCCUGUACUCCAAAGAGGACGCCACGAAGGGCAAGUUUGCCUUCACCACUGAGGACUACGACAUGUUUGAGGUCUGCUUCGAGAGCAAGUCACAGAUGGCUAUAGGGCGAGUUCCUGAUCAGCUCGUUAAUCUGGAUAUGAAACAUGGAGUGGAGGCUAAAAACUAUGAGGAGAUUGCGAAGGUGGAGAAGUUGAAGCCCCUGGAGGUGGAGCUGAGGCGUCUGGAGGAUCUCUCCGAGUCCAUCGUUAAUGACUUCGCCUACAUGAAGAAGAGGGAGGAGGAGAUGAGGGACACCAACGAGUCGACGAACACGCGUGUGCUGUACUUCAGCGUGUUCUCCAUGUGUUGUCUGAUUGGUUUGGCCACGUGGCAGGUCUUCUACCUGCGCCGCUUCUUCAAAGCCAAGAAGCUCAUCGAGUAAAAAAAACAAAAACAACAAUAACCAGAACCGCCAAUCACACACUGGGAAGCCCUGCCCCCAGCUCCAUAUUACACCAUUACACGGUUUUUUAAUUUCCCAGUUUCACAUUGCUAGGGUGUGCACGUGCGAAUGUGUGUGUGCCUGUGCGCGAGUGUGUGCGCGAGUGUUCAUCAGGAGCUGGCACGGCGGCCAUGUUCAUAUUCCACUGUCAUGUUUUUGCUACAAACCCAAUUAAUAAUAAAAUGACAUGUUUAGUCACUUAUUUACAUUUUAAUUAUUAUUAUUUUUAAUCUCACACACCCCCGAGUGUCACUCCUUUCCUGUCUGAAGAACGCAUCCUUUUUUUUUUUUUGGAAGAGUGGCAAAUUUUUUGUACGUCUGUCUCUUUUUUUUUUUUUUUGUGAUACAGAAUAUUAUACAUAAGCUCCGCCCCUUUCAACUCUCUCUCUACCUAUACGUUAAUGAUAUUAUUUGAUAUUAUACUGAAGAAACUGAUGUUGAUACGGUGAUUAGUAAUUUUCCUGAAUGCUGAAAGUAUCUUCAGGACUUUUACAGUCGGCUGGAGGUCCAUUUUUAACACGAUUAAUUUUUUUCUUCUCAUAAACACAUCUCUUCAGUAAUAAGCGUGGAACGUUGUUGGAGAAUCUCGCCCCAAAAACAGAAACGUUAUGAUAUCAGUGUUUUGUGAAACAUGUUGUAAUGUCAUUAUGAGAUGAUAUUCGCGUAUCACUCACCCCUUUUCUACUUUCAUUAGUUUUUUUUGUUACACAGAGGAAAGUUAUUUGAUCUCCUGAUUUGGUUCUCCUGGUUCUCCAGGUUCUCCUCUCAUUAACUCUGGUUUGUGUUUGAUUUGAUGUUUCUGGUGGAGCUCAUUAGAGGGUAAUGGAUAAUUUGAUUUUAAUAUUAUUAUUAUUAUUAUUAUUAUCAUUUUUUCAGUCAGUAGAUGAUUGUUCACUGGUGGUUUAUUGAUUCUGUGGCAGUUGGUUUUCAUGAUUAAAGCUGGAUUGUCCUUCAAUAAACUUUGUUACUUAAAA
This is a messenger RNA of Ictalurus furcatus (blue catfish), 1705 nucleotides long. It is a transcript of the gene tmed10, whose product is annotated as transmembrane p24 trafficking protein 10. Gene Ontology annotation, cellular component: Golgi apparatus; endoplasmic reticulum; endoplasmic reticulum-Golgi intermediate compartment. The record is from RefSeq and is a predicted model, not a curated record. Lineage: Eukaryota; Metazoa; Chordata; Actinopteri; Siluriformes; Ictaluridae. Gene Ontology annotation, biological process: intracellular protein transport; endoplasmic reticulum to Golgi vesicle-mediated transport; Golgi organization. The coding region runs from base 30 to 671 and encodes 213 amino acids. The transcript has 5 exons.